Ananas comosus (pineapple) is the source of this 1742-nucleotide messenger RNA. RefSeq names its product rhomboid-like protein 15. The transcript has 13 exons. Bases 198 to 1403 code for a protein of 401 amino acids. Gene Ontology annotation, biological process: endoplasmic reticulum unfolded protein response. Gene Ontology annotation, cellular component: Hrd1p ubiquitin ligase ERAD-L complex; endoplasmic reticulum membrane. The record is from RefSeq and is a predicted model, not a curated record. Lineage: Eukaryota; Viridiplantae; Streptophyta; Magnoliopsida; Poales; Bromeliaceae. Gene Ontology annotation, molecular function: serine-type endopeptidase activity; ubiquitin-specific protease binding; misfolded protein binding.
UCGAGCGCCCCGCCGAUUCAUGCGAGUGGUGCUACACCGCUCGAAGCUUCUUCCCAAACUCCGUUCUUCAUUUCCUCGCCGAUUCUUUAUCAAAACCUCGGCGCAUGAAUUAAGAUAAAAAAGAAAAAAGAAAAAUUUUGAAGAAGCGGGAGGAAAAAGAAAGACGCGGAGGAGAAAUCGCAAGAACGACGCGAGAGAUGCGACCCAACAUCGUCACCGAGGCAGGAUUGCCGACUAGGUUCAAUCAGUGGUGGGCUAGUAUACCGUUCAUUACUUCUGGUGUUGUUAUAAUCUGUGGUGUAAUUUACUUGGUAUGCUUGUUGGUGGGGUAUGACUCCUUUGUUGAGAUAUGCUUCUUGCCUUCUUUAAUUGUUUCAAGGUUUCAAGUGUACAGGAUAUUUACGUCUGUUCUUUUCCAUGGAUCCUUGCUUCAUGUUGUUUUCAAUAUGUUGGCAUUGGUGCCAUUGGGCACGGAAUUGGAGAGAAUCAUGGGAUCAGUCCGCAUUUUAUACUUGAUGAUGUUGCUCGCUACAAGCAAUGCUAUUUUCCAUCUCAUUAUUGCUUCACUGAUCUCAUAUAAUCCUUUGCACCCUUAUCCAUUCUUCAUGAAUGAAUGUGCCAUUGGAUUUUCUGGCAUCAUUUUCUCAAUGAUUGUUAUAGAGACUAGCCUCAGUGGAGCACAAUCUAGAAGUGUUUUUGGACUCUUCAAUGUUCCUGCCAAAUGGUACGCUUGGAUUCUGUUGAUUCUGUUCCAACUUCUAGCAAGCAAUGUUUCAUUAUUGGGACACUUAUGUGGCAUCUUAUCUGGGUUUGCAUAUACUCUUGGAUUGUUCAAAUACUUGUUACCUGGACCAUCUUUCUAUUCUGCUAUUGAAAGCUCCUCACUGCUAUCAGCUUGUGUUAGACAUUCUGGAUUUAUCUUGUGCACUGGAGGGACUACAUAUGGCCAUCUUCCUACGUAUUCAAAUGUUAAUACCGCAUCCAGUACCCCUUUGAUUAGGAGAAACCUGUGGAGAAAUCUUUCUUCGUGGAUGCUGCAUAGGGAUACAUCAACCAAUUCGCCAACAGGCCCAGCGCAAGACCCCAGAUUCCCUGGGAGGGGGAGGACCCUAGGUGCAGCAAGAAAUCAGCAGACCACUACAGAUUCCGACUUGAGUUUGCAGACAAGGUUGUUGGAUAAUACAGAGCCCACUAAUCCUGAAGUACUAGAAGGACGGCAUUCAACAGGAAACACUGGAGUUGAUGGAUCAGCAGCAACCAACCAGGGUUCUGAUAACUUUGAAGAAGAGCUUAACAAGCUAGUAGCAAUGGGUUUUGAGAAGAUCCAGGCUGAAGUUGCUCUUACUGCUGCUGAUGGGGAUCCCACUGUUGCCAUUGAAAUUCUUAUGAGCCAACAGGCAUGAAUCAUUUUACUCUUCUUUGGGGAUAAAGUGAUGAACCUUAUAGAGACGCAGGUAAAUGAUAUUUUGAAGUGGCCUUGGACUGGUAUAUCUUUCUCUGAUCUGUGGAUGUUUGUUCUACUGAGAUGGUUAAAUUGCUUCAAGAGGAAGGGCUUCUGAUUUUGAGUUAAUCCUGUGAUGAACUAUACAAAAGAAAUGUUUAUAAUUUGUACUUACAUUGUUCGAUUCUGUGGAGUGCCUAGAUUAAGUGUAAUGAUCACUCUGACGCAGAAAUGUGAACAUGAAGUAUCUCUGCUCAGAUCACAUCUCUUAUCAUAGAUUAACCAAAGCUAUUUCAUCAUA